AUGUGGAAGCUCAGUUUUAUAUUUGUUGCAUUUAGUGUUGUGAGAUGUUUAGCACAUGACAGUGAUUCAAAAUCAGUAUUAGUGUAUAGUAGUGAUCAAUUUUUAACUGAAGUAUCCAAGCAUAAUAAUUUUGUUAUGUUUUUUGCACCAUGGUGUGGUCAUUGCAGUAGAUUAUCUCCCACUUGGGAUCAGUUGGCAGAUAAAUAUAAUAGUGCUGAAAAAAACUCUGUUAAGAUUGCAAAGGUUGAUUGUAUCGUAGAAACUUCUUUGUGCUCAGAGCAAGAUGUAACUGGUUAUCCAACCCUUAAACUUUUCAAAACUGGAGAAGAUGAAGGAGUUAUAUACCGAGGGACCCGAGAUCUGGCAUCUCUUACUACUUUUAUUAGUGAACAGCUAGGAAUAGAGGAACCAAAUAGUGUUGCAGAACUUCCAGAGCCUGUGAAUGGAUUAAUUGAGUUAACAGAAGAAACUUUUGAAGAUCAUAUAAGGGAAGGAAAGCAUUUUGUUAAAUUUUAUGCCCCUUGGUGUGGUCAUUGUCAGAAAUUGGCACCUACAUGGGAUGACCUUGCCAGAUCAUUUGAAUACGAUACAACAGUAACUAUAGCAAAAGUAGACUGUACUGUGCAUAGGUCAGUAUGUAACACCUUCGAUAUUGUUGGAUAUCCUACAUUGUUAUGGAUUGAAGAUGGUAAAAAGUUGCAGAAAUAUCAAGGCCAGCGAACUCUUGAAGAUCUGAAGUCAUUUGUUUCACGUAUGCUAACCCCAUCUGAUGCAACUGCUACUGAACAAGAAACUGAUACUGAUGAUAACAGCCCCAUUGCUGUUUUGUCAAGAGAAAACUUUGAAUCUGGUGUAGCUAGUGGUUUUGCAUUUGUAAAAUUCUUUGCGCCUUGGUGUGAACACUGUAAACGUCUAGCACCUACAUGGGAAGAACUGGGUAAAAAGUUCGUGGGUAACGAACUAGUUCGAAUUGUAAAAGUGGAUUGCACUCAGGAGAUAAGCAAGGAUCUGUGUAAUAGGCAAGAGGUGGAUGGUUUUCCAACUUUGUUCCAGUAUAAAAAUGGAGAGAAAAUUGAAGAGUAUAAUGGUUCUUGUAGUUUGGAUGAUCUUUUGAAAACAAUGCCGUGUAAUGAGGCGCUAAUUGCACUCACCGAAGUCAGCGGUGCAGAAAAGGUGCAGCAUCUCCUCCGCAGUGCAGGGGCGGCACUCUGCAACAGAGAACAGAGAUCACUUGGUUCCCAGGGUGCCCGAAGUAAUGAGGCUGACUUUCUUAACUUGCUAUUCCACAAUAAAUUUGAAGGUGACCAGUUGAUGACGCCAAUGAAAUACACAAACUCCACUGCUAUUUCGUGCGCAUCACGUCUUGAAGCUGGAUUCAUAACGACGCGCGAUGCAGGGCAGUUCGACCUAUCGGUCGAUCACCAGCGAUGGGGAGUGGGCGUAAAGGGAGACGGGGUGGGGAGCAGAUUGGCGCCCUGUCAGCAGCAAUCCGUGGCGAACAUCGAUCCUCGCACGCGAGUCGUGGGUCUGAGCUUAUCGCGGCAUCGCGCUGCACCCACCGGGCGCCGCGACCGCCCCGCUGUUCGCAGGUGA
This is a messenger RNA of Gryllus bimaculatus (two-spotted cricket), 1593 nucleotides long. The record is from the annotation of a GenBank genome assembly. Lineage: Eukaryota; Metazoa; Arthropoda; Insecta; Orthoptera; Gryllidae.